AUGGCAGUCUUAUUCCUCCUCCUGCUGUUCCUUUGUGGAACCCCCCAGGCUGCUGUAGACAACAUCCGGGCCAUCUAUGUGGCCUUGGGGGAGGCAAUGGAGCUGCCAUGUCCCUCACCACCCACUCUACAUGGGGACGAACUCCUGUCUUGGUUCCACAGCCCUGUAGCAAGUUCCUUCACCACCUUGGUGGCCCAAGUCCAUGUGGCCAGGCCAGCUCCAGACCCUGGGAAACCUGGAAGGGAAUCCAGGCUCAAAUUGCUGGGGAACUAUUCUUUGUGGCUGGAGGGGUCCAAGGAGGGAGAUGCCGGGCGGUACUGGUGCACAGUGCUGGGUCAGCACCACGACUAUCAGAACUGGAAGGUGUAUGACGUCUCUGUGCUCAGAGGAUCCCAGUUAUCUGCGAGGGCUGCAGACGGAUCCCCCUGCUCUGUCCUCCUGUGCUCUGUGGUCCCCAGCAGACGCCUGGACUCUGUGACCUGGCAGGAGGGAAGGGGUCCUGUGAGGGGCCAUGUUCAGUCCUUCUGGGGUGAUGGGGCUGCCCUCCUCUUGGUGUGUCCUGGGGAGGGGCUUCCUGAGCCCAGGGGCCGCAGACCAAGAACCAUCCGCUGCCUCAUGCCUCACAACAAAGGGGUCAGCUUUAGCCUGGCAGCUCCUCCUGCCACCCUCUGUUCCCCUCCCACGGGCUGGGAUGUGCCCUGGAUCCUGCUGCUGCUGCUCACAGUGGGCCAGGGGGUCGCCGUCCUGGCCCUCAGCAUCAUGCUCUGGAGUCGGAGGGCCCGGGGGACUGCCGGCCGAGAUGCCUCGAUUCCUCAGUUCAAGCCCGAAAUCCAGGUCUAUGAGAACAUCCAUUUGGCCCGUCUCAGGUGA
Propithecus coquereli (Coquerel's sifaka) is the source of this 870-nucleotide messenger RNA. RefSeq names its product lymphocyte antigen 6 complex, locus G6F (gene LY6G6F). The record is from RefSeq and is a predicted model, not a curated record. Bases 1 to 870 code for a protein of 289 amino acids. NCBI's taxonomy places the organism in Eukaryota, Metazoa, Chordata, Mammalia, Primates, Indriidae. The transcript is spliced from 5 exons.